Messenger RNA from Phalaenopsis equestris, 853 nucleotides. RefSeq lists its product as uncharacterized. The record is from RefSeq and is a predicted model, not a curated record. The transcript has 4 exons. Gene Ontology annotation, biological process: vesicle budding from membrane; late endosome to vacuole transport via multivesicular body sorting pathway. Bases 1 to 777 code for a protein of 258 amino acids. NCBI's taxonomy places the organism in Eukaryota, Viridiplantae, Streptophyta, Magnoliopsida, Asparagales, Orchidaceae. Gene Ontology annotation, cellular component: ESCRT III complex; multivesicular body; cytoplasmic side of plasma membrane.
AUGGCAAUAGGGCUGGGGAAGGCUUGGAAGUGCCAGCGAGAGGGCUGGAAUGCGGAACAACAAUAUCUGAAAGAACAUCAGUCUUAUGCUAGGCACAUAUUUCUCUUUUGUUUAGGAUUUCAAUUAAGUCAUGAUGACAGGAACUUGUACAUCUUGAAAUUCCUUAUUCUUAAUGCAAGAGGGCAUAUUCUCUUCUGUUUAGGAUUUUUCCAAGUUUAUGAUGACAGGAACGUGGACAGCUUGGAAUAUUUUAUUCUUAUUGCACCUUCCGGUUUUGGCAGUUCUAGAAAAAUGGCAUUGGCCUCUCUGAGAUCAGGAAAUAAACAGGCUGCUUACAGACAUAUUCGGCAAGCCAAGUUGUUUUCAGAGAAUAAGGCCAAGUGCAUAUCAUUUUUAGAGCGGGUUGAAGAAGUUCUAGCUGUAAUUGCAGAAGCGGACUCCACAAGGAAGGUAUCUGAAGCUAUGCAAAUUGGUGCUAGAGUAAUUAAGGGAAACAUGAUCAGUGUGGAAGAACUAAAUGUCCAACUUCAGGAACUUGAUGGAUUCAUUACUGAUCAAAAGCAAAUUAAUGAAGUCAUAGAAAGCAUGCCACUUCAAUCUGUGGAUUUUGCAGAUGAGGAUGUUGAGGAGGAAUUCAUGAAGCUUGAGAUGGAGCUUGUUGAUGAGAUGCCUCAGACACAUAUACCAAAACCUGCCGCACCGCAGCAAGCUAUCGUUGAGGAAUCACAUGAUACUCUAAGCCAAAAUUUAUCGAAGCUCAACCUGGAAGCGGCUUAACUAGAAUAGACAUUAUUUUACAGUUGCUAAUAGUUUUUCUUAUUGUAAAUAUGAUAGGCAUACAGAGCAUGCAUGG